Molecule: messenger RNA, 6418 nt
Organism: Mirounga angustirostris (Northern elephant seal)
Lineage: Eukaryota; Metazoa; Chordata; Mammalia; Carnivora; Phocidae
Gene: LIPG
Product: lipase G, endothelial type
Exons: 10
Coding region: 285-1799 (504 amino acids)
Biological process (GO): triglyceride catabolic process; fatty acid biosynthetic process
Molecular function (GO): lipoprotein lipase activity; protein binding
Source: RefSeq, a predicted model, not a curated record
CUCGCCGGGAGUUCGAGGAGUGACAGCGGCGAGUCCUGGCUUCCCGGGCGGGCGGCACGGGUGAGAGCAGAUCCAGUUCAAGCCCCUUCAUACUCCCCGCCACUCCCCGCGGCUCAGAUUAGCCAAACUUUCACUCCCACCUUCACCUUCAGCUGGCUAAGGCCACCGCUCUCUGGCCACGAGAGGGCUGCCCACUGCGGGUCUUACCGCGCGGACUGCCAGAAACCCGGAGAGGUGUUCUCUUUUUCAGCCCUGUUUCGGGGAAGGGGGUGUGGCGGGGAAGGAUGCGAAACUCCGUCCCUCUGUUCUGCCUCUGGAGCGUCUAUUGUUGCUUUGCCGCGGGAAGCUCCACACCCCCUGGUCCGGAGGGAUGGCGGCGAGACGAGCACCACAAAUCCGGGCAUAUACAGGUUGCUGCCAAAUCUCCUGUGAGAUUCAACCUCCGCACCUCCAGGGACUCGGACCAUGAAGGAUGCUACCUCUCCCUGGGGCACAACCAGCCCUUGGAAGACUGUGGUUUCAACAUGACAGCCAGAACCUUUUUCAUCAUUCAUGGAUGGACGAUGAGUGGCAUGUUUGAAAGUUGGCUAUACAAGCUGGUGUCAGCCCUGCAGAUAAGAGAGAAAGAAGCCAAUGUUGUCGUGGUUGACUGGCUUCCCCUGGCCCACCAGCUUUACACGGACGCGGUCAAUAACACCAGGGUGGUGGGACACAGUGUUGCAAGGAUGCUCGACUGGCUGCAGGAGAAGGAUGAUUUUUCUCUCAGGAAUGUCCACUUGAUCGGCUACAGCCUGGGAGCUCACGUGGCUGGGUAUGUUGGCAACUUCGUGAAAGGCACGGUGGGCAGAAUCACAGGUUUGGAUCCCGCCGGGCCCUUGUUUGAAGGGGUGGACAUCCACAAGAGGCUGUCCCCCGACGAUGCAGACUUUGUGGAUGUGCUCCACACCUACACACGUUCCUUUGGCCUGAGCAUCGGGAUUCAGAUGCCCGUGGGCCACAUCGACAUCUACCCCAACGGCGGUGACUUUCAGCCGGGCUGUGGACUCAAUGACGUCUUGGGGUCAAUUGCAUAUGGAACAAUCACGGAGGUGGUGAAAUGUGAGCAUGAGCGGGCUGUGCACCUCUUUGUCGACUCCCUGGUGAAUCGGGACAAGCCGAGUUUUGCCUUCCAGUGCACGGACUCAAAUCGCUUCAAGAAGGGGAUCUGCCUCAGUUGCCGGAAGAACCGCUGUAACAGCAUAGGAUACAAUGCUAAGAAAACGAGGAGCAAGAGGAACAGCAAAAUGUAUCUCAAAACCCGGGCGGGCAUGCCAUUCAGAGUUUACCAUUAUCAGAUGAAAAUCCAUAUCUUCAGCUACAAGACGAUGGGAGAAAUCGAACCCAACUUUUAUGUCACCCUUUAUGGUACCAGUGCAGACUCCCAGCUUCUGCCUUUGGAAAUAGUGGAGCAGAUCGGGCUGAACGCCACCAACACCUUCCUGGUCUACACCGAGGAGGACCUGGGAGACCUCCUGAAGAUCAAACUCACCUGGGAGGGGACAGCUCAGUCCUGGUACAACCUGUGGAAGGAGCUUCGCAGCUACCUGUCUCAGCCCCACAGCGCUGAGCGGGAACUGAGUAUCAGGAGCAUCCGGGUCAAGUCGGGGGAAACUCAGCGGAGAUUAACUUUUUGUGUGCAAGACUUAGAGAACACCAGCAUCUCCCCUGGCCAAGAGCUCUGGUUCCACAAGUGUCGAGAUGGCUGGAGAAUGAAAAAUGAAACCAGGGUUCCCUACAGCCUAGCUGUGGAGCUUCUCUGAGGGGCCAGCAAGGCCCUCCCACCCCCGCCUUCCAAGGACACGGAGGAAAGUUACUGCUGAAGACCCACCUGAUGGAAGGACCCCUCUUGGCCUGGACACUCGAGCCCCGGGAAGAGUCUCUUUGCUGGGCCCAGGACCUUACCUCCUAGGACGGUUGGGACUUCUCGCCAGAGGGGACCAUGCACUGCUGUUCCUGCUGUUCCUGCUGCUCUAAAAUGGCUCUGACUCCAGACCUGUGUGCAAAGGGCCGAAGGCCCAGGGCCUCUUAUGCACACUGGGCUGGUUUCUAAGUGACUGGAAGAGCCUGGGGUUUCCCUGAUAAGGAACACUUGUGGAAGUGCGUGGAAGGCUGUCAACUGUCUGACCUGACCUGAGAGGUGGGGAGAGGUCUCGCAUCAGGAUGGCAGACCUGUGAUCUCAUUCCCCCAGAGAGAGGGGAGUGAAGACCUGGGGUGGUGGCGAGGUCCUCACUGUUGGGGUUCCGUGGGCUGCACUGAUCAAUACUGGUUAUAUUUCAGACAUUCCGUCUUGCUCCCCAGCUCACUCUCUAAAGCACACAUUAUUGGCUUUCUCGGUUUUCCAUUGCUUAUUUUUUGAUUGGACAAAUGUUUAUUAAGCACUUAACCUUAAUUAGCACAUGGCAGUAGAUGCAUUCAUAAACCUGUCCAGACUUGGAAUCUGAGGGGGUUGGGAUUUCUAGACUCCCUUCCAGUGUAGGUGAUUCAUGGAUAUACAUGUGAUGAAGGGCACGGGGGACACUGGGGGCUACAGGGUGUGAGAGUUGGGGAUCCUAGGCCUUCAGGGGUUUCAGCCAGUUCUGGAAGAGUGACACGUUUCAUUGCUUGCAUGGGAGCAAGCAGAGUGUCAUACAUGCUGGGGACAGAAGGGUGGCCAACUGCCAAAUGGAACUGCUUCUGAGCAGUAUCUCUUCUGCUUAGGCAAAUAGAAGGCGUUACAUAUCUGUUCUACAGAUCCGUUCACACAGAAACCAGCUCCUAUCAAACAGACCUGGCACUAAGAUUUUUUUUUUAUAUUUUAUUUAUUGACAGCACAAGCAGGGGGAGUGGCAGGCAGAGGGAGAGGGAGAAGCAGGCUCCCUGCCGAGCAAGGAGCCCGAUAUGGGGCUCGAUCCCAGGACCCCGGGAUCAUGACCCGAGCCGAAGGCAGACACCCAACCGACUGAGCCACCCAGGUGCCCCCACUAAGAUUUAAUACAGUGCUUCUUCCUUCUAGGAAUACCUUCUUCUCAUACCCGUGCCUUCUCUGUGUUGAGCUCAGGAAAGCCUCCAAUUCUCUAUCUUGAUAUGAGUGAAUCUAUGUGAUAUCUGGGAAACGGUUUUAUACUUUUCCAAAGAUUUGCACGUGCAUCACCUAACUAGAGACUCACAACAGGAGGUGAGCAGGGCAGCUCAUGUCUCUAUUUGGCAACACUGAGGCUUCGUGAGGUUCGGCCACAUGCGUGGAAUUAUAUACCAAGUUGGUGGUGGAGUCAGGGGAUGACCCAGAUUUCCUGGAGGCAAGUCUGUGGUGUGCUCAUUUCUGCAACUUUAUCAAGAGGUCUAUAGCCUUUUCCCACCAGUAUACCCCAGAUGUGACAAACAAGGAAUUGGUUUUCAGAUCCAUCCAUAAAACCAUAAACCUUGUCAUUAAUAUAUAACGGGGAAAGCAACUGUUCCCAGAAACUGGGCUUUUUAUGGAUGAGACUUAUUUGAAAGGAGAUGUGAUAUCAGGUUGGGGGAGAAGAGUGAUUUUCUCUGUACCUCGGUUUUUAAAGGACACAGUCUUAAUCUGUAUUGUGCCAAAGUUGUAUUGUUGUUCAAUGCCAAACUUUCGAAGACAUAACCGGUCAAGUCUUACUUCUAGGUACUUUCUUAAAUUGUGUGCUUCCUCUGUUGCUUCUGUGAAUGGUUUCUAGCCAAAGUGCAGCCUGCGUUGUUGACUGUACAUCCCGAUUACUUCUGACUUCUAUUUUUGGUAAUGGAAGACUUAGGAAUCAAUUCCUCCAUGGGUCUUGUAUUUAUAAAUUUGGUUUGAAGCCUUAUUUGUAUAUAAUGAUGCUUUUUUUUUUUUAACACUUAGAACAGUAUUUAUUUCUCAAGUGUAUAUAAUGUAUAAAAACAAAUAUAUGGUUAGUUUUUAUUUUAAAAUUAACCAAUUUUGAGAUUGAAAAUUUUUAAUAGUAAAAUAAUAGAAAUUUACACAAUGCUUUGUGGUCUGGCAUCUCAAUUCUUAGUAUUUGAAAGAAUUAUGGCUGCCCAAGGCUAGGGUUUGACAAAAAGUUACUUUCAUGAAAGCUCUACUCUCUAUUUGAUACUAAUUAUAGGUAGGAAGUGGACAACAGCUUCUUUCACUAAAGAACAAGAUGGAAAUUUAUUUAUGUAUUUUUUUUUUUAAAGAUUAGAGAGAGAGCACGCAAGCAGGGGGAGGGACAGAAAGAGAGGGAGAAGUAGGCUCCCUGCUGAGCAGAGAGCCCGAUGUGGGACUCUAUCCCAGGACCCCAGGAUCGUGACCCGAGCUGAAGGCAGAUGCUUAAUCGACUGAGCCACCCCACGUCCCAAGAUGGAAAAUUAUUCAAAUCACAGAAGUGCCUGAAGUGUAUGCUAGGAAAAAGGGCAGGUGGCCGGACAUUGGGGAACACUGGAGAGGAUGUAGGUUUGGUUGCAUGGGACCCAGAUAACAGUGACUCGAGCCAGGUAGAAGCUGAAUUCUCUAUUGUGCUCAAGUCUCGGCUGGUAUUGAGGUUCUGCUCCAUAAGGCUGAGAGGGGUCCAGGCUCUAAGUUUUUGCUGUGCCACCCACAGGAUGUUUCCCUCAUCCCCACAGUUCAAAGUGCCCCCCAUUAGGUCCCUUCCAGACCGUGAGAAGGAGGAGGAGAAGAAGUCCAUCUCCAGUGAAAAUACUGAACCAGACGAAGUUCGUAUUUGUCAAAUUCUGACAUCUCUUUCUUAUGCCUCUUGCUUUCGUCACUCCAUAGUAUCAGUGGUUUCAGUAUUAUUCAGAUACCAAUAUUCAGAAAUAUCAGUAAUUUCUCUUGUUGCAAUAGAGUUAAUGAUCAUUUUAUACAUGGGCGGAGAAAUUUCCAUACAGUGGGUGGACCAUCAUGCUUUACUCAGCUAUCCCUCCGUGGCUGGUCAUCAGGUCCACGUUCCUUUCCUGCCCACUUUUUCCCCCUGGUGCCUCCUCUCCUACUGCCCAUUCUCACGUUGCUCCAAGCAUUUCCCCUCCCAUACUCCUCAAAUGUUCCAUUUUCCAAAUUUACUUGAGUUUCUACUCCUUCUACCCAAGCUCUUGUUUAUUUGGUGUUGCUGACUUCCACAAGGCAUGGUUGGAAGCUUUCAAAUCCGUCAUGCUCACGAAUCAAUGGCUAGUAGGCCUUUAAUCAGUACAGAGUUAUUCCCAUUGUCAAAGUAAGAUACUUGUUAAUCCAAAUCAAUCUUUGAUUUGCCUCGAGGCAGCAGAAAAAAAUCAAAAGAAAGUUUUCCUGUUAGGGUAGGAAAAUAUUGGGUCAGGGUAGUCACCUUACAAAUAGGCUAGUCCUGCUUGGGAAUCUUUCCUCUAGUGAAGUCCCCCCAGAUCCUACUGGUUUUCACAGUUGAUCCCAUUCCUUCACUCCUGAUCCCAUAGAUCCUGUAUUUGUUUUUUCCCUCCCCCUUCGCCCCGGUGGUUUCCAUGGUGGCCAUAGUUGCCAUGGAGAAGUGGAGAGAAGUGUCAAAGCUGUCUUUUGUAACUGUGGGGUUAUCUACAAAUUGGGGAUGGUCUCUCCUAAAAAAAGAUUACUAAAGUAUGUGAAAAGAAUAAGAGUAAAACAAAUGCAAACCAGGGUUCAAGUCAUUUGUUCUCCUAAACACCUGUGGUUAGCAAAAUCAUUUAACCUUGACUUUCUUUGUACCAUGUCAGUGCAUGGGUGUGUUGCACCUCAGGAAGGGGCUGCUGGAAGAGUCUGGAAGCUAGGACAGGUCUAAGCAGGCAAGGGCUCAGGUCCUGAGGUCCAGGGGGCAGCAAGGAACAGUAUCCGGCCCCAUGCUGGAUAUCGCAGCCCAAAGGAACGCACACUCUAACCGUUUAUACUUUCACCAGAAGUGGGUGAUUAUGGUCAGAUGCUGCAACUGAACCUUGCAAGCGGGGAGGCCAGGAACAGAGGCUGGGCUGAUUUCACUGGAAUGCAGAAGCUGGGAGUACACUUUAAAAGUAAAGAUAUCUUAACUGCUGCCCUGGUUGGUAUCUCAAGACAACUUCAGUGGGAUUGCUGUGAAGUCAAAGCCUCAGCAAUUUGUUGGGAGGGAGACCAUUCUAUCAUGAUCUCAACUUUUUUUUUUUUUUUUGUCAGAGAUAUCCGUCCUACCGUCUGUCCCAUGUCCUUUUUAAGAUAAACACAGCUUUCUUCUUUCUGGCUAGGCUACCCUAAACUCUCUAUACAGGCUUCUUUUUGGCCCCUCAAAAAGAGACCCUCAGAAGUGUGGCUUCAUAAGCCCUGCAGUUCAUUUCCCUGGUGAUGGGGCUACUCUUGUCUCUCCCUCCAAGGCAGUUGAGUUUCCCUGCUUCUCCCUCUCCCUCUCUUCCCCCCCCUCCUCCCCUUCCUCCCUCACAUCCUGCCUCUUCCCUUCUUCCCUCCUCCUCCUU